UCACCUUAAAAAAAAGUUUAAUGUUGCUGUGGAGGUCUCUCACACGUCCAUACCUGCACCUGGCGCUGAAAUAAUAACCUUAUCGCUUAAAUAUGCCAAUAUCGAUUAACUUCGACGUCUGUUUUAAUAAUAACUGAAUGAAUCAACGUUGUACUGAGCGGCUUUAAAGUGGAGGACCGUGAAGAAGUGACACCGGAAUGUUUGCUGUCCUGUUAGCUAAUGUUAGCAUGUGCGGCUAAACCGUUAUGUUGAAACGUUAUUUUCACGAAUCCACGUUAGAUUAUAGUUUUUUAAUCGCCGAGUAGUUUCUUCCACUUUAAAUGGAUGAGCACAAGGAGAACAUUCACGCCGAGGACGUCAAUGUGAAGAUGUCAAGCACAAGAGAAGACGAAAAGGCAAAGCCUUGCAGCAGGAUAUGUCCCGCUGGAGAAUCUGCACCUCAGGUGUCCACGUCUCAGUCCAACAAUGACUUCAGUCAUCCUGUGUACAAAGAGAUCGCUUUGGCUAACGGACACAUCAACCGCAUGUCCAAGGAGGAGCUUCGGACCAAGUUAGCAGAGCUGCAGCUGGACACGAGAGGUGUAAAGGAUGUGAUGAAGAAGAGGUUGAAGAGCCACUAUAAGAAGCAGAAGCUGUUGCAGUCUGCCGCAGAGGGAGGACCCACUGACACCUACUACGACUACAUCUGUGUGGUGGACUUUGAGGCAACGUGUGAAGAGGAUAAUCCUGCAGACUUCCAUCAUGAAAUCAUUGAGUUCCCCAUGGUUCUCGUCAGCACACACACCUUAGAAAUCGUGGACUCAUUUCAGGAAUAUGUGAAACCAGAGUUAAACCCACAGCUGUCAGACUUCUGUGUGAAGUUAACAGGAAUAACGCAGAAAAUGGUGGAUGAAGCAGACACGUUUCCAGGAGUCCUUCGGCGGGCCGUCAUUUGGCUUCAGGAGAGGGAGCUCGGGACAAAGUAUAAAUACGCCAUCCUAACUGACGGGGCCUGGGAUAUGAGCAAGUUCCUGAACAUCCAAUGCCGCAUCAGCCGGAUUAGAUAUCCUCACUUUGCAAAGAAGUGGAUAAACAUCAGGAAAUCAUACGGGAACUUCUACAAGGUGCCCCGCACACAGACGAAGCUGAGCACCAUGUUGGAGAAGAUGGGUCUUAAGUACGAAGGUCGUCCUCACUCUGGGCUGGACGAUUCACGCAACAUCGCCAGGAUAGCUCUUCGCAUGCUGCAGGAUGGGUGUCAGUUGCGCGUCAACGAACGCAUACACGCCGGCCAGCUGCUGUCCGUUCCCAGCUCAGCUCCUGUAGAAGGAGCUCCACCACCACAUAGUCCCCGCAGCAGGGAGUAAACCAGGAACUGAGGCUUGUGCAAACAGGAAGUCUAUCUCGAAUUGUCUUGACUCCUGAGUUAACAAAAAGAAAAACAGAUCCAAAGCACUUUCACAGUCCAGUUGUACAUUUUUUUUGUUCUAUAGCUUAAAAGCUGUAGUUGGUGAAGUAUAUUUGACCAAUAAAUAGGGUCAGUUUUGAUUUAAGGUUCCUCUCUGACCAUGAUCUAUUUUUACACCAGAUAUCUAAAACCAGAGAUCAUUCCAGUGUGUUGUGGGAUGAGUUUCAGUGUUGUCACCCUGCCUUACCAAGCUGCUAACAUUUAAAUUACAAAAUGCUAAUUUCAGUUCUCCCAUGAUGGCGUGGAUUUAGUUUCUGAUUUUAAGUUUUGCUUCAAAGAAUACAACUCUGAGAAAACAUUAAAUGUUGUUCUUGAGCCAGUAAAAUGAAACAAUUAUCUAUCAAUGUCAGCUUUAGCCUUAAACCCCACAUCUGUCUUACUAUUGUGCAAAUAUUACACACACAGGAAUCUAGACACAUGUUUCGGCUGCUAUUGCUGUGUGGUUUGAAGUGCUGCAUUAACAACAGAGCCAUAACAUCACACUGUACGGUCAUGAGAGUACACUGUCAUUACACAAAUACAGGUGCAAGUACAGGUGUUAUUUUUUACAAAGUGAUGGAUGGAGAGCUGAAUUAAUUCAAGUCUUAUCUGUUGCAAGUACUGUAAGAGUAAAUCCCGUGUUGUUGGAGUCAUCUUUUGUAAUGCUGAAUUAAUUUUAUUUCACGGAGGAUGCUCUAUUUUAACAGGAACAUAUAUUCUUCUGAUUGCCAAAAAA
This is a messenger RNA of Epinephelus fuscoguttatus (brown-marbled grouper), 2162 nucleotides long. It is a transcript of the gene eri1, whose product is annotated as exoribonuclease 1. Gene Ontology annotation, biological process: exonucleolytic trimming to generate mature 3'-end of 5.8S rRNA from tricistronic rRNA transcript (SSU-rRNA, 5.8S rRNA, LSU-rRNA). The transcript has 7 exons. Bases 321 to 1346 code for a protein of 341 amino acids. Gene Ontology annotation, molecular function: nucleic acid binding; 3'-5'-RNA exonuclease activity. The record is from RefSeq and is a predicted model, not a curated record. Gene Ontology annotation, cellular component: cytoplasm; nucleolus. Lineage: Eukaryota; Metazoa; Chordata; Actinopteri; Perciformes; Serranidae.